ACCUUCAUAUAUCCUUGAACACACCCAACCGAUGCAGGCUGGGCUGCCCGCGAGCGUUUCCGUACACGGUUCGUCUCUGUCCCAAAAGCUCGGGUGGCUAUCUAGCCGUACGCUCUACCCGCGCGUGCUGCUCAUCCUUGUCCUACGCCUCCUCCCCUGCACCCUCAUCGUACCCUUCGUCGCCUAUCUUCUCGCCGUCUUCUUCUUCGCCCCGAUCGACCUCCGCCUCUUCCCAGGCCUGUCUGACCGCUGUGUCCUGAGUGCUUUCUGUCGCAGACCGUAGACGAUGAGAUCCUGAGACCCUGAGACUGUGUCU
Messenger RNA from Phanerochaete carnosa HHB-10118-sp, 316 nucleotides. RefSeq lists its product as uncharacterized. The record is from RefSeq and is a predicted model, not a curated record. Lineage: Eukaryota; Fungi; Basidiomycota; Agaricomycetes; Polyporales; Phanerochaetaceae. The coding region runs from base 32 to 283 and encodes 83 amino acids. The transcript has a single exon.